UUCUUUCAUAAAGAAGAAGAUACCAUCAUUCUUCUCAAAUUCAAACAGUUUUCUGUGGUUUCUUCAAAAUCGAACUUGCGAAAUCUCAAUUGGAGUAAGAACUGAUCACAGGAAAGAUGAGCGUGAUCGAAAUUUUAACUCGAGUUGAUGCAAUUUGCAAGAAGUACGACAAGUACGAUGUCGAAAAGCAGAGAGAUCUUAAUGUAUCUGGUGACGACGCCUUUGCUCGGCUCUACGCCGCAGUAGAAUCUGACAUUGAGAGUGCUCUCCAGAAAGCGGAGACUGCUAGCAAUGAGAAAAAUAGGGCUUCGGUGGUGGCGAUUAACGCUGAGAUACGACGCACCAAAGCCAAGUUACUGGAAGAAAUCCCUAAGUUGCAGCGAUUAGCUAUGAAGAAGGUAAAAGGACUUGCUCCAGAAGAGUUUGCAGCUCGUAAUGACUUGGUUCUCGCACUUCCGGAUAGGAUUCAAGCAAUACCUGAUGGGGGUGCUGCUGCACCCAAACAGUCUGGAGGCUGGGCAGCUUCAGCAUCUCGUACACAAAUCAAAUUUGACUCAUCAGAUGGACGAUUUGAUGAUGAAUACUUCCAGCAAACCGAAGAGUCUAGCCAAUUCAGGAAUGAAUAUGAAAUGAGAAAAAUGAAGCAGGAUCAAGGCUUGGAAAUGAUAUCAGAAGGUCUAGAUACAUUGAAAAACAUGGCGCAAGAUAUGAACGAGGAAGUAGACAGGCAGGUUCCUUUGAUGGAUGAAAUAGAUGACAAGGUGGAUAAGGCAACUUCAGACCUUAGGAAUACCAAUGUUAGACUUAAACACACUGUUAAUCAGCUGAGAUCUAGUCGGAAUUUCUGUAUUGACAUUAUAUUGCUGUGUGUAAUUCUGGGAAUUGCAGCCUACUUAUACAAUGUGUUGAAGUGAAAAUUUGAACAUAAUGGAAUCUCAUCUGGUUUGCUCAUGUGAUGAUGGACUGGUUUGCCUCUGAGUUAUGUAUGUUCUUGCAUUUAGAUUUGAACUUCUCUUGUCAUUUUCAUUUAUGCUUUGUAUGUCUAUUAUGCGAUAUAUUUCUAUCAUUGUUCAAAUAUAACUACGUAUGCCAUUUUUACUUUCUUAUUGUA
Cynara cardunculus var. scolymus (artichoke) is the source of this 1111-nucleotide messenger RNA. RefSeq names its product syntaxin-71-like. Gene Ontology annotation, biological process: vesicle fusion; intracellular protein transport. The transcript has 9 exons. Gene Ontology annotation, molecular function: SNAP receptor activity; SNARE binding. Gene Ontology annotation, cellular component: endomembrane system; membrane; SNARE complex. Bases 117 to 914 code for a protein of 265 amino acids. Lineage: Eukaryota; Viridiplantae; Streptophyta; Magnoliopsida; Asterales; Asteraceae. The record is from RefSeq and is a predicted model, not a curated record.